GUCACACUUGAUUGCAACAACUUAUCCACUUUAGCGCGCUUCCAUACUUCUGCCUGCUGGCGAGAUGCCAGGCACCGUGGCAUCCCCGUAUUGGUUCUCGGAGACCUUCGGGUUCAGCGAGGAGAGCUUCGACAAGACCCGUGAGAAGUUCACCUUUGCCGAUGGGAUUCUGGAAAGCAAGGUCACAAAGCGCCAGUUCCAUGUCGGGCCUUUCGAGCUGGUCUCAGUGGAAGAGCUGCGGGGAAGGCUGGCAGGCUUUGAUGGAAGUUUGGGAGGUUUGACCUUCAGCAAUGUUUGCGGGAAUGCCCAGACGCUGCACCGAGACGCGGCCAAUGAGGGCGCUGUGUUCCAGGUGGCCUCGCAAUUCAACUGCCUGGAGAUGAACGAGCCUGGCGCACGCCCAGAGGAUGGAGUGACCCGCUACUACAGCGAUGCCACACAGGGCCCAGCAUGUGCUGUGAGCUGUCCAGCGGGCACUGUCUUCCGGAACUACUUCGUGAACGGCAGUGGCCAAGGGCGAGGACGUCAGCUGGAUGGCUUGGCAGAGAUUGGGGAACUGGUCAACAACGCCAAAGAGAAGUAUUGGCGGAUGGUGAAUGGAUACUGCCUGCCCACAGACUCCAAAAGCUUGGCGCGGUUGGGCCAACGAAUCAAAGAGGACGAGAAACUCUCGGAUGAGAUUCGCAACCGCCUGCGGAUUGGUGUCCACUGGGACACUGAAGUGGCGAACAAAGAGCACCGUGUUUGCCAAGUCUUUUGCUCCGCCUUGCCCGUGGCCUAUGCGAAGAGCACCCGAUCCCAAGACUGGGAAGCUUUUGCACGCUUGGUGCUUCAAGGGACUUUUGAAGCCACUUUGGCCAUUGCUGCCAUCCUCAGCGCAGAGCGGCAAGCACGCGUGAAGGUCUACCUCAGUGCAGUCGGGGGUGGCGCCUUCGGGAAUCGCACCCUGUGGAUCGUGGAUGCCAUCGAACGAGCCCUCAGGACUCACGCAGAUGCACCGCUGGACGUGAUGUUGGUCCACUUCAGCUCAGUGCCACGGGGUGCAUACGGAGACCUGGAGAAGGGCAGAAAGAAGAUCCGGCCGGCGCCCAAGACGGCCCCAGCUCCAGAGGCGACGCCCGCCGCGCCCAGCGAGGGCGAUGCCCGGGCCGGACCAGAUGAGGUGGAGGCACCGACGCUGACGAAGACAGACAGUGAUGGAGUGCUCAUCGCCAAAGCCUUUGCCAAGCUAGACCUGAAUGGCGAUGGGGUGAUACUGGAAGAUGAGAUGGCGGCCGUCCUGAUCAAGAUCGUUCCCGGUCUGGACGCCGAGGGAGUGAAACAGAUCUUCACAGCAGCAGACGCCAAUGCAGAUGGGGAGAUUCACUACGUGGAAUUUGCCUCCUGGGUGACCAGUGGCAUGGCAAGCAUGAGAAUGUGUUGGGAGAUUUGGAUGUGGAGUCUUUUCCAAUGUUAUUAAUUGUAGCUGCAUAUGCCCCUUGUUGUGGAUAUGGGUCAACCUACAGGGGAACAGCUCCUCUCGUUCUGAGAGAAGCUAUGUGGAUGUGGUAUGACGUGGUUCUCAAGUUCACUAGAAACACAACGCCUAGGUGAAAUUCUGAUCCGGAGUGUCAUGGGAGAGCUGGUGGGGUGCGUGUAGCGGAUGGGGCCCCAAUUUAUGCAUCUCAACUAUCAAAGGCUCCACUAAGACUGCUGAUCAUCCACCACUCCCAGACAGCCUCACCACGAAGGGACCUUCAGGAGAAGAUGCUGGUGCAGUGGCCAAAGAUGUUUUAAAGCUGGCAGAGGCUGCGUCUGAAGAGAAGAAGGAAUAGUCCGACAUGGUCUUGCAAUUCCAUCCAAUGUCGAGGAGGAUCGAUUGAUCGGAAUUGUGCACAAUAUGUUUCACGCACCUACUCCACGAGACUAAUAAAGUCUUCGGAACCACCAACAUAUCAUUACUGAAAAGGA
This is a messenger RNA of Durusdinium trenchii, 1950 nucleotides long. The record is from the annotation of a GenBank genome assembly. Lineage: Eukaryota; Dinophyceae; Suessiales; Symbiodiniaceae.